Molecule: messenger RNA, 2602 nt
Organism: Phyllostomus discolor (pale spear-nosed bat)
Lineage: Eukaryota; Metazoa; Chordata; Mammalia; Chiroptera; Phyllostomidae
Gene: DMP1
Product: dentin matrix acidic phosphoprotein 1
Exons: 6
Coding region: 109-1671 (520 amino acids)
Biological process (GO): ossification; extracellular matrix organization
Cellular component (GO): extracellular matrix
Molecular function (GO): extracellular matrix binding
Source: RefSeq, a predicted model, not a curated record
GUGGUUUUGUGGGGCACAGAUUUCCCCUGUGAGAAGUUCAGCCUGAUUGUUGAAACUUUGGGGACAAGUCUUUGUGAACUGAAGACGGUGGAGGUGUCACACCCAGCUAUGAAGACCAGUAUCCUGCUUAUGUUCCUUUGGGGGUUGUCCUGUGCUCUUCCCGUAGCCAGGUAUCAAAAUAUUGAAUCCAAGAGCUCUGAAGAAUGGAAGGGUCAUUUGGCUCAGACACAAACACCACCUUUGGAGAGCAGUGAGUCAUCAGAAGAAAGUAAAGUUAGCUCAGAGGAACAGGUAAAUGAAGACCCCAGUGACAGCGCUAAAUCAGAGGAAGGCCUGGGCCUUGAUGAUCAUUGGUAUGUUCAUAGACCAGCUGGUGGCCUCUCUAGGCAUGCAGGAAAAGAAGGAGAUGAUAAAGACGAUGAUGAAGAUGACAGUGGAGAUGACACCUUUGGUGACGAUGAUAAUGGGCCAGGACCUGAAGAAACACAAGGAGGAAACUCCAGACUCAGAAGUGAUGAAGACUCAGCUGACACCACACAAUCCAGGGAAGAUAGUGCCUCUCAAGGGGAAGACAGUGCCCAAGGUACCACCAGUGAGAGCAGGGAUCUUGACGAUGAGGACGAGGGGAACAACAGACUUGAGGGAGAUGACUCCACUCAAGAAAGCGAAAGUGAGGAGCACUGGGUGGGAGGUGGCAGUGAGGGAGACAGUAGCCAUGGGGAUGGCUCUGAGUUUGAUGAUGAAGGGAUGCAGAGCGAUGAUCCAGACACCAUCAGGAGUGAGAGAAGCCACUCCAGAACGAACAGUGCCAGUGUCAAGUCAAUAGAAUCAAAUGGGAACAGUGAUGAGCAUGUAAGCACUCAGGAUUCAGGUGAGAGCCAAUCCAUGGAGAAUCCCAGUAGGAAAUUUUUCAGAAAGUCCCACAUAUCUGUGGAAGAUGACACAGAUGAUCUUGACAAUAGCAACACAAUGGAAGAAGUCAAGAGUGACUCCACAGAAAACACUAACUCCAAAGAAACUGGCCUCAGACAAUCCAGAGAAAACAGCAAGAGUGAAUCUCAAGACAGUGAGGAGAAUCAGUCUCAGGAUGACAGUCAAAAUGUACAAGACACCAGUAGUGAGUCUAGUGAAGAGGUUGACCUGCCAUCUCCAGAAACUAGUAGUGAGUCUCAGGAAGAGGUAAUGAAUAAAUCUAGGGGUGACAACCCAGAUAAUACCUCCAGUCACUCAGAAGAAGGUCAAGAAGACAGUGACACCAGUGAAGAGGAGAGUUUGAGUAAACCCUCCAGUUCAGAAAGCAAAUCCAGAGAGGAGCAAGCUGACAGUGAAUCCAAUGAGAGCCUCAAAUACUCAGAAGAAAGCUCGGAGUCUACUGAGGAUGAAAACAGCUCCAGCCAGGAGGGCCUCCAGUCUCACAGUGCCUCUGCAGAGAGCCAGAGUGAUGAAAGCCAGUCGGAACCAGACAGCCAGUCUGAGGAAGGUGAAGGCAGUGAUUCUGAGGACAGCAGCAAGUCACAAGAAGAUAGCAUCUCUACUGAGAGCGAUUCAAGCAGUGAGGAAGAUGGCCAGUCAAAAAACACUGAGAUAGAAAGCAGAAAACUAACAGUUGAUGCUUAUCACAACAAACCCAUUGGGGAUCAAGAUGACAAUGACUGUCAAGAUGGCUAUUAGCAUCAGCCUUCCUAAAACGUGGCUCUCAGGCAAAGGAGUCUUGGAGGUUGGAGAGUAGGGAAAGAAUUAUAACUAUAACUUAUUGAUGUUUUUAUCAGAAGACUAACCGAAGGCCAUUUCUUUCUGAGAGGAUAUGCUGGACAUUAUAUUUGUUGCUAGGGUAUCACCAGCCAGAUAGGUUUAAAAAAUGUGGAGUGACACCAGAAUACACUCAGUGAAACUGGAAGCAAGGAAAGAUGUGCAUUGUAGCUUCACAGCUGAAAUAGUUCCUAACUCAUGAACCUAACAAACAGUUACUGAAAUUCUAUUAUGUGCCAGGCACUGUGCUAGGUGCUAGGGAUAUCAAGAAGCUUAAGGCUUGUUUCUUGCUCCUGAGGAGCUUAGAGAGGGAUAAAUAAAGCUAAAAAGGUAAAGAGGAAUACAUGUGAAUGAAACAAGAACUACUGCAAUCCCAUGUGGAAGGUGCUGUAACAGAGGCAUGAAAAACAUAUAUGAGAGGAUAGAAGAAGGAACCAACCUCGUCUUGGGGAAUCGGGAAGGGGAGGGAUUCACAGCAGAGAAAACACUGGAGUGAGACCAUUUCAUAGGAUUUCUUCAUUGAAGAAGAGGGAAUUCCAUUUAUUCUUGAGAUAAGCAAUAGUAAAUCCCAUAUGAUUGAAUGCUUACUUUGUGAAAGCACUUUCAAGUUAUGAACCAGUGUGAGACAUUUGGCUAAACAAAACUUUUUUUUCAACUAAUUUAUCAUUUUUGACAUUUUCUGUGGAACUCCUGUGAGCACCCCCUCAUUGACUACUGGUGGUGAUGUCAAGGGUUGGAUGGGGAGAUGGGAGAAGAAAAUUCCUCUUUUAAGAGAUAACUUCUAGCUUUAUUUUUUUCUAAAAUCAGUCUAUGUGCAAUGCUAGAAAAACUGUUCUCUGAGUCCUUUACAUAU